AUGCCACCAAAAGCAGAGAGAGGAGCUACCUCGCGGGGUAGACCUCGAGGAAGAGGAAGAGGAAUUGCCAUCGAAGCUGUUGAAACGCCAGAACUCAUUGGUGUUCUUGAACAAUCUACCCAACCUACCCAAUCUACCCAAUCUCCUGCGCCAGUUGAACCAGUUGCACCAGUUGCGCCGAUGACACAAUCUGCGGGCAUCAUUACCCCAAAAGUCGAACCCAAUGACGACGCAUUUGAUCCAAAUACCUCACCUGCCACAAUGCCUGCCGAGACACCCGCGACUACCCCUGCGAAACCCCCUCCAAGAACGGAAAGUGCGAUCAUAAGGGGACGUGGUGGGGCAAGUACGAGGGCACGAGGAGAAUCUACUGGAAGAGCUAGAUUUAAGCCUAAGAAUAUUAGAAGAGAUCAAGCAGACAGAGAAAGAUUGGAGCAGGAGGAGAGAGAUAGAAAAUCGGCGAAUCAGGCACAAGCGGAAAAAGAAGCACGCAGGGCUCAGAGAGGACGGGGACAGGUUGGAAGAGGUAGAGGUGAUGCGAUGGGUCAAAAUCGUGGGGCAGGAAGAGGAGAUCCAAUUUCGAGUGCUACUGGUAUCUUCAGUGUUGCGCCAGCUGCAAUGGAUAGAAAGGGAGGUAUGGGUGGGUUCGCUAUCGCGACGGCAAGAGGCAGCGGAGGAGGCGGAGGUGGUGGAAGUGGAGGCUUUGGAGGCGGUGGUGGAGGAGGAGGUGGAGGUGGAGGUGGAGGAGGAGGAGGCGGAGGAGGAUCUGGAUCAGGAAUUGGAGGAGGAGGAGGAGUGAAUGUGCUCUCUGCAGAAAACUCGGCCACGUUCGACCCAGAAUAUCCCGACGAAGGUGAUGGACAAGUGAGGAAAGUCAAUAUUGAAAUGAUUAAUUUGGUCGAAGAUGAUGACGAUGACGACAUGGUUGGCUCUGGCAGAGGAGGCAAAGUUGGUUUUAAAUCGCGAUCCCUCGCACCGAUCCGAAUCAAACGUGAAGAACAUAAGGAACGCUCGAAUAUGAUGGUUAGUGAUCCGGAUCUUGCAGAGGUAGUCAAGAAGCAAGCCGGUAAAGCAGAAGGAAAUCAAGCUGGGGAAGAUGUUGAGAUGACUGUCGACGGAGUAACCUCCACCGGGAGUUCCGACGAGCCGAGAGCAAAAGGUGAACCUGGUCUCGAAUCUCCAACUUUGUCAAAAUUCCCCGAGUUCAAAGCACCGUCUUCGCCCGAAGAGAAGAAGCCUCCGAAGACGGAGCCUGUUUCUCCGCAACAAUCCAAAAUACAACGACCUAGUAGAAAGAAGGAUAAGAUGCCUGUUAUACAAACGGAGGAGGACAAAUUCGAAUAUGAACGUUAUCUUGAGGAUGUGGACAUACUUGCCGAAGAACUUCGUCUAUUGAGAGGAACUGUGGACACAACACCCAAUGAUAAAGGCAAAGGAAAGGCGAUCGAUGCUGAUGGAGACGUUGGAAUGGACGGAGAAAAAGAAGAAGAAUCUCAGCCAGAAGCUAAUCAUGCAGACGGUCGGAUAUAUAUAUUCCAAUUUCCACCUGUUCUACCUCGACUAUUCAACCCUCAAGUCGAGGAUCAGGAAGAUGCCAUCGUGACCCAAUCCUCAGAGCAAAUCGAUCUUACCGAUGACAAAGACAAAACAAUCAAGAAGGAAUCCGAAGAAGUCAUCAUAAAGGCCGAACCCAAUCCCACCCCAGAAAACGAGGAGUUGAUCAGUGAACAAGGAUACAUUGGGAAGUUGGUCGUAAGGAAGAGUGGUAAGGUAGAAUUAGAUUGGGGUGGCACAAGUAUGGCAGUAGGUCGUGGUGUUCCAGCUGCUUUCUUGAGUCAAAUCGUUCUUGCCGAGGAUCCUAAGGGUGAGGCGCCAGAAGGUGUCGCGACAGGAUUGGGGAAGGUGAUGGGUAAGUUUAUCGUUACUCCUGAUUGGGAAAAGAUUUUCUAG
Molecule: messenger RNA, 1950 nt
Organism: Sclerotinia borealis F-4128
Lineage: Eukaryota; Fungi; Ascomycota; Leotiomycetes; Helotiales; Sclerotiniaceae
Source: the annotation of a GenBank genome assembly